Molecule: messenger RNA, 847 nt
Organism: Zootermopsis nevadensis
Lineage: Eukaryota; Metazoa; Arthropoda; Insecta; Blattodea; Termopsidae
Source: RefSeq, a predicted model, not a curated record
GAUUCUGUCGAUGCGUAGCGAAUAUUUCAGGACACUCUUCACAACAACACUGCACAUCAAUGAGGAGCCGGAUGUUCUCCUCCACGGAGUCAGUUCAGACACGAUGACUCAGAUACUGAAUUAUGCUUAUUUUCGUAAGAUGGAAAUCCACUCCAAGAACGUGCGUCAGCUGCUCGAGACGGCUGAGUACUUGUGUAUACCAGGCGUUACUGCACUCUGCUGUGACUUCUUCAUGGACGAGAUAGACGUCGACAACUGUGUCGACAUCAUGCAUUUCGCAAGGUUGCAGUUCUGCGCCGACCUUGAGACUCGUGCUCGUCGCUUCGUUGCGCUUAACUUCGUGGAAUUGUCUCAGAAGAGCGAAGAAUUGCUGGAACUGCCUGUAGAGGAGCUGCAAGCGGUAAUCGAUUCCGAUGAACUGAACGUGAAGGACGAAAAAUUUGUGUGGGAGUUCAUUCUCCGGUGGAUCAACGACGACCCGGACAACAGGAAAGGCCACAUCGCGGGCCUUUUGAAAGGCGUCAGACUGGGACUAUUUGAAGCAAAUUUUUUUAAGGACGAGGUGUCAAAGCACCCUUACGUGACGGGGAAUAAGGCGUGCAGACCUGUGAUCUUGGAGACGAUUGAGUUCCUACGCGACGUGCAAAUGAUGACGAGGGGAGACAAAGAAUUCGUGACACCAAGGAUUGCCCGCCCGCGAAUCCCACAGGACAUUCUGUUUGCUAUUGGUGGGAAGAGGGACGGAUGGCCGUCAGAUGUGAUCGAAGCGUACGACGCACGAGCGGACCGGUGGAGUGUGGUAAGUGUUUAUUUAAGCUUAAUCACGAGCACCUCGUCGCCUCUUUAG